GUCAACUGUGUCCUCAUGACUAUGCCCAGCAACGAAAAAAUUGAACAAACAGAAACAAUAUUCACCACGAUCUACACGUUCGAAUCCUUUACAAAAAUGAUGGCUCGAGGAUUUAUUCUCGAACCAUUCACAUACCUUCGAGAUCCGUGGAAUUGGUUGGAUUUUGUUGUUAUAUCUCUAGCAUAUGUUACAAUGUUUGUUAAUUUGGGGAACCUGAGCGCCUUGCGUACCUUCCGCGUACUUAGAGCCUUGAAAACGGUAGCUAUAGUUCCAGGUCUGAAGACCAUCGUAGGAGCCGUGAUAGAGUCUGUGAAGAACCUCAGGGACGUGAUCAUUUUGACAAUGUUCUCACUGUCGGUAUUUGCCUUACUGGGGCUGCAAAUCUACAUGGGUGUACUCACUCAGAAAUGCGUGAUCAUUCCACCGGCCAACCUCUCCGAUGCGGAAUAUGCAAGUUUUAUUGGAAACGAAACAAACUGGGCCAUGGAUGAUGAUGGAAUGCAUCCUCUGUGCGGCAACUCAACUGGUGCAAAGCAAUGUCAAGAGGGAUACAUGUGUAUGCAGGGUAUAGGAGAAAACCCGGACUAUGGGUACACCAAUUUCGACACCUUUGGUUGGGCCUUUCUAUCUGCGUUCAGGCUUAUGACCCAAGAUUAUUGGGAAUCUUUAUAUCAAAUGGUGCUACGAUCGGCCGGCCCCUGGCACAUGUGUUUUUUCGUGGUGAUUAUCUUCCUGGGCUCCUUUUACCUUGUGAAUUUGAUUCUGGCCAUUGUAGCCAUGUCCUACGACGAAUUACAAAAGAAAGCUGAAGAAGAGGCGGAGGAGGACCGCCUUAUUGAAGAACAAAUGCGGGCCGUGAAAGAGGCCCGCGCCGAACUGGCAGCCGGCGGUGGCCGCCCCCACGACACGGGCAGCGGUGACGGCCAGCUGGUCAAGAGCCCGUCCGAGUUCUCGUGCAGGUCGUACGAACUCUUUGUCGGUCAGGACCGGGGCGCUGAGGAUCCCAAGGACCUCCGGGAGCGGGCGAGCAUUAGGAGCGCCGGGGUAGAAGGAGCCAGCCUGAGCCUACCCGGCUCGCCCUUUAACCUCCGAAGGGGCAGCCGUGGUAGUCAGCUGAGCGUGAGCUGGCGCAGUAACGGACGCCGCCUGGGCGAUCGCAAGCCCCUCGUCCUGCAGACUUACAGGGACGCGCAAGAACACCUGCCGUACGCCGACGACAGCAACGCCGUCACGCCCAUGUCCGAGGACAAUGGGGGUGCCAUCUUGCUGCCCAUGUACGCCAGCCUGGCGUCGCGACAUUCCAGCUACACCUCCCACUCGUCGCGCCUGUCGUACACCUCCCACGGAGCCGGUGACCUGUUCUGCCGGGGCGCCGGCGCUGGUGGCGCUGCGGGAGCACUCACCAAGGAGAGCCAGCUGCGCUCGCGCUCGCGAAACCUGCAAGGAUGCUACUACUACGAGGUCUCUCGGGCCUUUCUUAUCUCCUCUCUCUCUCGACUCUUUUCCAACUUUCUUUCCUAUAUAGAUGGCAGUCACACCGGACUUCAAGUUGAAUGGGACAUGCCUCUGGAUGGAGAGGAAUGCCUGGCUGUCAAGAAGCAACCAGACAACCCUUUUGUCGAGCCGUCGCAGAGGCAAGGCCUCGUAGACAUGAAAGAUGUGAUGGUGCUGAACGACAUCAUCGAGCAAGCCGCGGGGCGCCAGAGCAAGGCCAGCGAAAGAGGUGUGUCCAUCUAUUAUUUCCCCACAGAAAGGGAGGAGCAGGAGCGGCCCAAGUUCAAAGAGAAGUGCAUGGCCAAUUGCUUGAAGUGUAUAGACAUGUUCUGCGUGUGGGACUGCUGUUGGUACUGGAUCAGGAUCCAGGAGAUACUCGGACUCAUCGUGUUUGACCCUUUCAUGGAGCUCUUCAUCACUCUAUGCAUCGUGGUCAACACGCUCUUUAUGGCCAUGGAUCAUCACGACAUGGACAAAGACUUUGACAAUGUCCUCAAAAAGGGGAAUUACUUCUUCACCGCGACCUUCGCGAUAGAAGCUGCUAUGAAGUUGAUGGCCAUGAGUCCAAAAAACUACUUUCGCGAAGGCUGGAACAUCUUCGAUUUCCUCAUCGUCGCGCUCUCCCUGAUCGAACUAGGUUUGGAAAACGUCCAAGGAUUGUCUGUACUACGUUCAUUCCGUUUGCUACGUGUCUUCAAAUUGGCCAAGUCGUGGCCUACCCUGAACCUGCUCAUCUCUAUCAUGGGGAAAACCAUCGGUGCCCUGGGGAACCUGACUUUCGUCCUAGGAAUCAUCAUCUUCAUCUUUGCCGUAAUGGGAAUGCAACUCUUCGGGAAAAACUACGAGGAAAACAAGCACAAGUUCAAAGAGAACAUGGUGCCGCGGUGGAACUUCGUCGACUUCAUGCACUCAUUCAUGAUUGUGUUCCGGGUGCUGUGCGGGGAAUGGAUCCAGUCCAUGUGGGACUGCAUGUGGGUCUCCGGAUGGCCCUGCAUCCCUUUCUUCCUCGCCACCGUCGUCAUCGGCAACCUUGUGGUGCUCAACCUUUUCUUGGCCUUGCUACUGUCCUCGUUUGGGGCAUCCAACCUGUCCCAAGCGAACCCAGACAGUGGAGACACAAAGAAGCUUCAAGAAGCCAUCGACCGGUUCCAUCGAGCCAGCCGGUGGAUCAAGUCCAAUUCCAUGAAAGUGGUCAAGGUCUGCACCUUCCGGCGCAAACCGCGCAACCAGAUCGGGGACCAGACGACGGACAUCCGUGGAAGCAACGGCGCGGCAGGCGAAGAGCUGGAAGGUGACCCGGCCGGCGCCGGGGAGGUGGUCCUCCUCGACGGCCGGGUUCCGAUGCGAGACAAAAAGCCCCCGCACAACAACGCCGACCUCGAGGUUGUGGUGGGGGACGGCCUCGAGAUCGCCAUUCAAGGUGAUGGCAAGGCCGUUAAAAUGAAAUUGAAAAACAACUCCAAGCCUGUGAUGAACUCCGUCUGGGUUGGUCCUAUGAUCGAGCCCAAGAACAAGCCGCCCGAAAAAGAUAACAAAGAAAAGGAGAAAGAGGCGCAAGGGAACAAUAAGGUGUACCCGAGUAAGGACGAGGACACGAUGAGCGAGAGGUCUGCCUCCAGCCCCAAGGAGAAAAGCCUGCUGGUGAACAAGCCGUCCAAAGACCUUAGCAACACCUCCCUCUACCUGGGGAACGGGGGAGGAGGGGGCGAGGAGGAGAAGAAGGAUGCCAGCAAGGAAGACCUCGACGCCAAAGAAGGCGAAGAACCACCGGCCGAGGAAGCGGCCAACCCCGACACCGAAGACGUGGACACGGACAAGCUGGAGACGGCCACUUCGGACGUGAUAAUUCCGGAACUACCCGCCGACUGCUGUCCGGACUGCUGUUACACCCGGUUCGCGGCCUGCUGCUGCUACGACGAAAGCAAGCCCCUCUGGCUCAAGUAUAAGAUCGUGCGAACAAAGGUGUACGCCCUCGUCGAGAACAAGUACUUCGAGACGGUCGUGGUCAUCCUCAUUCUGACCAGCAGCCUGGCACUGGCCCUGGAGGAUGUGAACCUCAAGGACCGUCCUCUACUAAAGGCCGUGCUCACCUACAUGGACAAGACCUUCACGGUCAUCUUUUUCUUUGAGAUGCUUCUCAAAUGGGUGGCCUUUGGCUUCAAGAAAUACUUCACAAAUGCCUGGUGCUGGCUAGACUUUGUCAUCGUGCUGGUGUCCUUCUUUAACAUGGCCGUAUCUCUGAUGGGCUACGGACGCAUCCCUGCCUUUAAAACCAUGCGCACAUUGCGUGCGCUCAGACCACUGAGGGCGAUGUCGCGCCUGGAGGGCAUGCGCGUUGUAGUCAACGCCCUCGUCCAAGCCAUCCCGGCCAUCUUCAACGUGCUGCUGGUGUGCCUCAUCUUCUGGCUCAUCUUCUCCAUCAUGGGGGUCCAGAUGCUUGCGGGAAAGUUCUACCGCUGCGUCGACGGCAACGGCACGCGACUCAACAGCUCCUUCGUGCCCAACCGCCACUCGUGCGAGACCAACAACUUCACCUGGGACAACCCCAUGAUCAACUUCGACAACGUACUCAACGCUUACCUCGCCCUCUUCCAAGUGGCAACGUUCAAAGGCUGGACUGACAUCAUGGACAACGCCAUUGACUCAAGAGGAGGGAAAGAGGACCAGCCGGAAUACGAAGCAAACAUCUACAUGUACCUCUACUUCGUGUUCUUUAUCAUCUUCGGCUCCUUCUUUACACUAAAUCUAUUCAUCGGUGUGAUUAUCGACAAUUUCAACGAACAAAAAAAGAAGGCCGGAGGAUCUCUAGAAAUGUUCAUGACGGAAGAUCAGAAAAAGUACUACAACGCCAUGAAGAAAAUGGGCUCUAAAAAGCCGGCCAAGGCCAUCCCAAGGCCACGAUUCAAACUUCAGGCGAUGGUGUUCGACCUGACCACCAACAAGAUGUUCGACAUGGCCAUUAUGAUUUUCAUCGUUCUCAACAUGACCGUCAUGGCAAUGGACCACUACAAGCAGGAGAAGCUGUUCGAGUCCAUCCUAGAACGGCUCAACAUAUUCUUUAUUGCCGUGUUUACGGCCGAGUGCACCCUCAAGAUUUUCGCCCUGCGUUGGCACUACUUUAAGGAGCCAUGGAACAUGUUCGACUUUGUAGUUGUCAUUCUCUCAAUUCUAGGCACGGUGCUCAAGGACCUGAUAGCAACGUACUUCGUGUCACCCACGCUGCUGCGUGUGGUGCGCGUCGUCAAGGUGGGCCGCGUGCUGCGGCUGGUCAAGGGGGCACGGGGCAUCCGAACGCUCCUAUUUGCCCUCGCCAUGUCGCUGCCCGCGCUCUUCAACAUCUGCCUGUUGCUGUUCCUGGUGAUGUUCAUCUACGCCAUCUUCGGCAUGUCCUUCUUCAUGCACGUCAAGCACCGCUACGGCGUCGACGAGAACUUCAACUUUGAGACGUUCGGCCAAUCCAUGAUCCUGCUGUUCCAGAUGUGCACGUCCGCAGGCUGGGACGGCGUCUUAGCUGCCAUCAUGGACGAGAGGGAUUGCAAUCGCCCCACCGACGACAACGAGGGUAACUGCGGAAAACGGGGCAUAGCCGUGGCUUACCUCGUCUCCUACCUCAUCAUCAGCUUCCUCGUCAUCAUCAACAUGUACAUCGCCGUCAUCCUCGAGAAUUACAGUCAGGCCACCGAAGACGUUCAAGAGGGACUCACGGACGACGAUUACGACAUGUACUACGAGAUCUGGCAGCAGUUCGACCCCAAGGGCACCCAGUACGUCACGUACUCCAACCUGACCAACUUCGUCAACGCCCUGGAAGAGCCCCUCCAGAUCCCCAAGCCCAACAAGUACAAGCUCAUCGCCCUGGACAUCCCCAUUUGCAAGGGGGACAUGGUGUACUGCGUGGACAUCUUAGACGCGCUCACCAGAGACUUCUUUGCCCGAAAGGGCCAUGCCAUCGAGGAGCCCGUCGAGAUCACCGAGACGGUCAUCCACCUAGACAGGCCAGACUACGAGCCUGUCAGUUCGACGCUGUGGCGCCAGCGCGAAGAGUACUGUGCCCGUGUCAUUCAACGUGCCUGGCGACGCUACAAGGGCGGCGGCGACGUGGGUGACGAUGACCCCCGUGGUCCCGCCCAGCAACAGACGACCGCCAUCGUUGUCGAGAGUGACGGUCACGUGACUAGGAACGGGCAUCGAGUGGUGCUGCACUCGCGUUCGCCGAGCGUCGCCAGCCGCUCCACAGACGUGUGA
Molecule: messenger RNA, 5739 nt
Organism: Ixodes scapularis (black-legged tick)
Lineage: Eukaryota; Metazoa; Arthropoda; Arachnida; Ixodida; Ixodidae
Gene: para
Product: sodium channel protein para
Exons: 32
Coding region: 16-5739 (1907 amino acids)
Biological process (GO): sodium ion transmembrane transport; membrane depolarization during action potential; neuronal action potential
Cellular component (GO): voltage-gated sodium channel complex; plasma membrane
Molecular function (GO): voltage-gated sodium channel activity
Source: RefSeq, a predicted model, not a curated record